Papilio xuthus (Asian swallowtail) is the source of this 853-nucleotide messenger RNA. RefSeq lists its product as uncharacterized. The coding region runs from base 152 to 703 and encodes 183 amino acids. The record is from RefSeq and is a predicted model, not a curated record. The transcript has 2 exons. NCBI's taxonomy places the organism in Eukaryota, Metazoa, Arthropoda, Insecta, Lepidoptera, Papilionidae.
GCCGUUGGGUGAGCCGCACCAUUACCUCACACUUUCAAUAUUGGAUUACGAGAAUUUUACUUCAAGGCCCACUUUUAGGAACAAAUACGAAGAGGUAUAAAGCCGAAGACCAGCAACAAUGUGACGCAGUUUGAGUUGACAGCGAGCCAACAUGUACACACCGGUCGUCUUGUUGUUGUGUGGUAUCGUGGGUAGCAGCGCAGCGUAUUACAUUCAAAGGGAUAUACCGUACAACACCGGGCCUGUUGAACCCUAUCCAUUGGGCAACAGUUAUAACUUACCCCUGGAACAAUCACAACGGCUGUUCUGGGGCAAUGGACAAGGCAGUAACCAAGUCGGCGGCACAGGACUUUGGGCGACAUUGACUAACAAAUUCCCGUUCUUAGGGAACAUGUUCGGUCGCUUGGAACUACCGUCAGAGUACGGUCCACCGAAGCAGUUCUAUACACCUAACCAGUUUAACCCUCAAGAAUCUUUUCGGACGCAACUAUACCAAGGAUUCGGUCAACAAGUGCCCUUCGGUAGAGAUGUAGCGAUCACCGAUGAUGCAGUGAUCGUGACGCCUCCUCAAGUGCCUAUUGCCUCGCAGCCCAUACCCGCACCGGUGCCCCAGCCAGCCCCAGUGCCCCAGCCACAACCAUCACCCGGCUAUAACUACGAAAAGCCACGCUAUAGGCUAGAACUUCCACAAAAGUAUUAUUAAUUAAUUACUUAUCGCAAUUUCCUUUGCUUUUAGUUGCAUUUUUAACAUAAUAGAGAUAUGCAUUUACAUCCUAAGUAUUAAUAUCUUUGUGAUGUCUACGGGUAUUUAACCAUUAUAACCAUCAAGAGGCUCUCUUUUUAAAUAAUAAAC